CGAGAGAUGAUCAAAAUUGCUUAUAUUCUCGUUCAUAAGUAAGCAUCUGUUGAUGGCGGAAGACGUCUCCUCAUAUGAAAGUUGAAAGACUGCAGUACAGAUUAUGUGAUUAACUUCCGAGGACAGAUAUGUCGUCAACUAUUGUUGUUACACAGCUGGAGACGGAGCAGAAUUAUGAGUUAGAAAAUGGAACGGACGAGGAAGAUGAAGGAAGAGAUGCAGAGUUGAUUGUCUACAAAGAUUGCUCUAAGGGACUAGGAAUUAAAAUCUGUGGAGGAUGUAGUGUUGAUGGUCGAGAAAACAAUGGAAUAUUUGUGAAAAGAACCUUACCAGGAGGAUUGGCAGACAUAGAAGGACACCUGCAACAUGGGGAUCAGAUACUAGAGGUAAAUGGAGAAAGCCUGGAAGGUGUCACAAAUGAAAGAGCUGUAUCAAUAUUGCGUCAGGCAUCAGCUUCAAAUAAGGUGGAAAUGAUCAUAACGAAUGAUGAACAAGCCAGAUUAGAAUUUCAAGAGAUAGUGGAGAAGCAAAAUGGCUACAGUUUUCCUAGUACACCUGUGCCAACCGAUACCCAGAGCAGACACAGCUCAAGGGCAACAACUCCAUCAGGAUAUGGGACAGACAGUUUUGGUAUUUCUCCUGAGGUGAACGGUGUGAGUGAGUCUAGUAACAUUAGCCCGAGGAACUCCUCUGGCUCCAAGAUUAGUCCAAGGGAACCAGCUCAGAUAAGGGAGAGAUUGAGUGAUCGAGGCCAGGACCAAGUAAUGACUAAUGGUGUGUCCUCAUCACAUCCAAAGGCUGCUGCCAGGAAGAUGAUACCAAACAUGGCCUCAACACCACAGGUCAAAGGGAUGACUGGUGCUGUUGAGAUGUCUUCCCUUUUUGGAACAGAGGAGCCAUCUCCUGUACAAGGAGUAAGUGCCUUCAACAUGCCUGGAUCACAGACUGAUGUUGGAAACUCUCUCUUCAGUUCUCACCCUGGUGGUCAUCAAUCGAAGUCCAAUGUCUUGUCACAUUCUCGAAAGCUUUCACUGGAUCCUCACGUCAGAUUAAAGAUAGAGAAACUAGAAGUGGCACUAAGGUAUUUAGGAUUGGAUCCAACACAGGAACAGCAUAAGCAGAUGAGAGAGCAACUUAGAAUUGAUGCUACAGGUUCUGUGAACUAUGGAGAUUUUGUGGCAGUAGCCAGGAAGGUGUUCCAGGUUGAGUUGGAAGAGAAGAGCAUUGGUACAGGAGCAAUGUUGUUUGCUUCUUGUGAUCUCACCAAUAUUUUAGAACCACCAGCAUUUAAUCCUGAGUUAAGUGUUAUCACAGACUUUGGAGAAAACAACAAUGAAGAUCUGAUAACACUUCAGCAGGAAAGAAAUGAGCUCCGAGAGGAAGUGAAAAGAUUGAAGGCAUUAUUACAAGAAAAGGAAUCAACCUGCUUCAAGGCAGAAGAGGAUUUACAGAGCAUCAGGAAAAGGGCACAAGGAGCUAUAGAAGAGACAAAGUCACUGAAGACCAAGGUCCAGCUGGCGGAGCAGGCUCAAAGGGCAGCUCGAAGUAUGGAACAGGACUAUGAGGAGGUUGUACAACUCCUGGAGAACGAGAUCGCUAAACUGAAGACACAUGUUAAAGGCCAAAAUGACCAGAGCCCAUCUAUGCAGCAGAAGAUUGCAGUGUUGAAUUGUCAGCUGAAAAAAUCUGAAGCUGGAAAGAAAGCUUACGAAGUAUCUACAGAAAAACUUCUUCAAUUUGCAGAGCAUGUUCAUGAAACCAUAACAGCUCAGGGCAACUCUCUUGGAACCAAAUCACAAGGAGAGAAUGCUAGAGGGAACAGGCCACCUGGCUAUCUCGGGAAACAUAAAAAGGCAUCACCUAAAACACUUGCUGCUGAAGCUAAGGAAGUGGUCCAGGCUGUCCGGGCCAUCAUAGAGUCAGAACCUUUACCGUAUGGCUGGGAGGAAGCCUACACGGCAGAUGGCAUGAAAUACUACAUCAAUCAUAUUACACAAGUAACAACAUGGUCUCAUCCGAAGUCUGGAGUACAGCAGUUUGACACUAAACAGGAAAAUAAAGCCAGACAGAAGGUUCCAGAACCUCCAAAGCUGUCGUAAUGUCCAAAGGCCUUCAAGUCUUCCAAGUACUCACAGAAUCUGACGACCCAGGAAUCUCCCAAGUCCUCAAAGUAUCUAAAGGUUCUGGAAUCUCCCAAGCUGUCAAAGUUUUCAAAGGCCUUCAAGUCUUCAAAAUCCUCACAGUAUCUGACGACCUAGGAAUCUCUCAUGUCCUUGUACUAUCUGAAGGCCUUGGGAUCUCCAAAGUCUUCAGUAUCUGAAGUCCUUCAAAUCUCCCAUGUCCUCAUAGUUUCUGAAGGUCCUGAAAUCUCCCAUGUCCUCACAGUUUCUGAAGGUCCUGGAAUCUCCCAUGUCCUCACAGUGCCUGAAGGUCCUGGAAUCUCCCAUGUCCUCACAGUGCCUGAAGGCCCUGGAAUCUCUCCUGAUACCCAUAUGUCCUGGAGAAGGUGCUAACCUUGUAUACAUCACUCAUCGACCACUGGUCCAUUAUCUUUGACCAAUGUCCUUACAAAGGAUCUGAUGAAAACUUGUGUACUGUGUAACAUUAUCAGUAACUUAUAACCAGGUUUACAUAUUAUCAUGUAUACCCUUGAUACUUGUAACUCCCUUCUAAGUCAUUUAUAAACUCCCGACCUCUCAGGCCAUUAUGGUUAAUCUGCAAUGGUAUUUAUACACAAAUCUGUGGAUCCACCCUGGUGACUGGCUGAAACCAAAGAGACUGUUAAAUCUACUGAUGACUGUGUAUGGAUCAUUUCUGAUUCAUUGUAAUGUUUGUUAGUCUCUGAUAUGUAAUCUUGUAGUAAGGAACUGUUGGUGACUGUCAGUAUCAAAAGAUAGUGAGAAUCCACUUAAUACAAUGGUUGUGUUUUAGAUGUUUUUAUACAUGGAUAUGAUUUGAAGCCAUAUUUAUUAGCAUUAAUCGUGAGGUUAGUAGUCUUCCUGUCUGAUUUCUCACGGUGUAUGUAUUUACUUUGUGAGGAAAGAAUCUGUUUAAAGCAAAUUUUUUUGUGAAGUAAUAUUCUGAUCUUGGUUGAGAUCGAUUGGAUUAUAUUAGACAAUGGUGUCUAUGUUUACAAUGAAUUGUUUUAGUGAGUUGAGUUUUGGAGUAGAGAAAAUUAACAACAUGCACUCGGUUAGUAACAUUUGGUUGUGGAGUUGGUAUAACACAGUAGCUUCAUCAGUACAAAUUAUCUACUGUCACUGUUCUUACUGUCUGCAUAGCUACUUUAAACAUGAAGCCUAUUUCUACAUAGUGAGAUUGCAGUUUUGAGGUAGUUCAUCCUUGUGUGCUUAUACCUGUAUGGUCGUGUGUACAGUGUGCUGUGAGGGAUGUAUAGGUGGGCCAUUGUGCCCACAUGAAUGGUUAUACAUGUAUCUGUGUGCAAGUUCUGUGAUAAAAAGGCUAGUGAUUUCAAACUAUUUAUAUAUGCAUUUGUAUUCAAAAUACUAUAUAUCUUUUGUAUUAAUCAAAAUCUUAAUAUCUCCCUUUUUAAAAUUUUCAAUAACGAUAUGAUUUUAGCUGCAUUAUCUUAAAACAAGUACUUUUUCAUGGCUAGCUGAUAGGGAUGAAUUUAAUGUAAAGAAACUGACAGUUAAGCAGAGAAUUUUCCUUACUAUGUACAAUAUGUACAUUUUUUAUAUUAUUUUUAUUGUUUCACAGAGUUGAAAAUAUUUACUAUAUGACAACCAUACUGCCAUUUGAACAAGUUUUGCCAAACGUUGCUACCCUUUAAAAUCAAUGUUUUUCAAAUUGAAUAUGUAGUGUACUCCACAAGCACAAGGAUAGUUUUUGGUAAAAACUUAAUUUUUACUUUGGAAGGUGGGGUGUAUUACAAGCUUAGGGUAAGUCUGCAGUUUA
Messenger RNA from Ylistrum balloti, 3918 nucleotides. RefSeq names its product syntaxin-binding protein 4-like. Gene Ontology annotation, molecular function: protein binding. NCBI's taxonomy places the organism in Eukaryota, Metazoa, Mollusca, Bivalvia, Pectinida, Pectinidae. Bases 129 to 2099 code for a protein of 656 amino acids. The record is from RefSeq and is a predicted model, not a curated record. The transcript is spliced from 20 exons.